Messenger RNA from Bactrocera dorsalis (oriental fruit fly), 1453 nucleotides. RefSeq lists its product as uncharacterized. The transcript has 2 exons. Lineage: Eukaryota; Metazoa; Arthropoda; Insecta; Diptera; Tephritidae. Gene Ontology annotation, cellular component: nucleus. Gene Ontology annotation, biological process: chromatin remodeling. Bases 143 to 1438 code for a protein of 431 amino acids. The record is from RefSeq and is a predicted model, not a curated record.
UGACGACCAUGGCAAACGAAAUAAGGACUACGAUUUGAGGGCAUGCACCUGGAAUGUCCGGUCCCUUAAUUGGGAAGGUGCCGCUGCCCAGCUGGUUGAUGUCCUCGUGAAAAUAAAGGCUGACAUCACCGCCGUCCAAGAAAUGCGAUGGACGGGACAAGGACAGAGACGAGUAGGUCCUUGUGACAUUUACUACAGUGGCCAUAUAAAGGAGCGCAAGUUUGGUGUUGGAUUCGUGGUGGGAGAGAGACUCCGUCGCCGAGUACUAUCAUUCACUCCGGAGAAUGAACGUCUAGCCACAAUCCGCAUCAAAGCGAGGUUCUUCAACAUAUCGCUGAUUUGCGCCCACGCCCCGACGGAAGAGAAGGACGAUGUGACCAAAGAUGCUUUUUAUGAGUGCUUGGAGCGCACUUAUGAGAGAUGCCCCCGCCACGAUGUCAAAAUCGUGCUUGGCGACUUCAACGCCAGGGUGGGCAAAGAAGGUAUCUUUGGCACUACGGUCGGUAAAUUCAGCCUCCACGAGGAAACAUCCCCAAAUGGGUUGAGGCUGAUCGACUUCGCCGGGGCCCGAAAUAUGGUUAUCUGUAGUACUAGAUUCCAGCAUAAGAAGAUACAUCAAGCUACCUGGCUGUCUCCAGAUCGAAAAACCACCAACCAGAUCGAUCAUGUUGUGAUAGACGGAAGACACGUCUCCAGUGUUUUAGAUGUGCGUGCGCUCCGAGGACCUAACAUUGACUCGGACCACUAUAUUGUUGCAGCCAAAAUUCGCACCCGCCUCUGUGCAGCAAAAAACGCACGCCAACAAACACAAGGAAGGUUCGACGUCGAGAAGCUGCAAUCACAACAGACAGCCGAACGAUUUUCUACUCGGCUUGCACUCCUGCUCUCUGAGAGCACUCGUCAACAACUUGGUAUAAGGGAACUGUGGGAUGGCAUUUCAAACUCCUUACGUACAGCUGCAACCGAAACCAUUGGUUUUCGGAAAGUGCAAAAGAACAGCUGGUAUGACGAGGAGUGCCGUGUCGCAGCGGAGAGAAAACAGGCUGCCUACCUCGCAACGUUACGAUCGACCACAACACGUGCGGGAUGGGACAGAUACCGAGAGUUGAAGAGGGAAGCGAGACGCAUUUGCAGACAGAAGAAAAAAGAGGCCGAAAUGCGUGAGUACGAACAGCUUGAUAAGCUGGCCGACAGGGGUGAUGCUCGAAAAUUCUACGAGAAAAUGCGGCGGCUUACAGAAGGUUUCAAGACCGGAGCAUACUCCUGUAGAACCCCCAAAGGUGAUCUAGCCACCGAUGCCCAGAGCAUACUUAGAUUAUGGAGGGAACACUUCUCCAGCCUGCUGAAUGGCAGUGAAAGCACAACACCAGGAGAAGACGAACCCGAUUCCCCAAUCGAUGACGAUGGAGCAGACGUUCCAUUGCCCGACCAUGAAUAAGUUCGAAUAGCAACA